AUGGACCAGCCGUUCAAACAAGAACCUGCCUGGGAUCCAUCGGCCGAGGAGGCUACGAGGAAUCUGUCUCCGACCUCUGCAACAGAGAGAAGACAUUCGUCAUCAGCUAGCACUUCUACACUGUCGACGAAUGACAGUAAUGAUGCCUCUGGUCCACGUGGUCGUCGCUCGAGACCCUCAGUGGCCUCGGUUUCGUCACAAUUACCUACAGUGCGGGAGAAGAACCUGCAGAGGAUCAUAUCCGAGGACAAGCCUAGCCUGUCUCACCUAACUUCAGAGGAAACGGUCGUCAGCUCCCAGAAGGUCUUGACAAGCUUCAAUAAAGUGGCAACGCGAAACGUGGAAAAAGAAGAAGCCAGGCGUCAGCAGCUUGACAGAUACAACCUGGAGAACGAAAAUCAGCGUGAAGUGUACGAGCGACUCAAAAAGUGGGCGGAUACCCAAGAGAAGGGGAUGAAAGAAUGGCUGCUUGCAUGGCCCUCCCCUAAAUAUCGACAGGCCCCUCCGCCACACGUCGAGGAACUGAAAUCCCUUGCCCGGCAUUACUACCCACCUCGCUCAGAAUUGAAAUGCUAUGUCUGCGACUUCGGAGAGGGUAGAGCAGAGCAUAAAGUCGUCGAUCUCGGUGAGCUAGAGGAGUACUGGCAAACAAAACCUGCUUGGGUGGACGUGAGAUGGAUCCAUGCUCCGCUUGGCCUUGGGCUUACGCAUUCUUCUGUCGAGGAUAUCUUUCUCCAUGAUGGUCCAACUGGUCGGGAAUUCGAGAACGCUGGACGCUCUGGAUGGCCGUACCUCGAAACCGAAGUUCUGAAUUUCAGACACCGGGACAACUUUCAAACAAUGCGCGACAUCUACUUACUGCUUCAUGACAAAAGUGAACUGCUAGAUGAUCUCAACGAGUCAACUUGGCGAGCCGACCGUAACGCCAGCUUACGAACCGAUGUUGAAUGGAGAGGCGGUCACCUUGCAAUGGAACCUUCUUUCUGGAAUCUCGUCGACGCGGAUAUGCCCUGGCAGCUUUCCGAAGGUCUUGCAAUGGGGGCAAUGGGGCCAAGAGAUGGACUCCAGCCCAUUCUCCGCCACGUCGACAAACAAGUUCUUUCCUCGCACCCCUUCUAUAAUAAUGCUCAGCUCGUGAGGAGCCCCUUUCGCACAUUUCACCGCUCCGACGGAUUCCUAUUGAGCCUCUCCCCCAUGGCUGGUGUCAAUUACCUGGAUAAGAACUUUAAUAGGCAUCUCUCCGAACCCAUCGACGCCCUCUUUGACAACGACGACGCCUCGGCUGUUGGCCAUGUUUUCCAAGCUUUCGCAGACCAGGGCACGAAUACUUGGCAUUGGAAGACUGUCGAAUGGUUUCUAGUUUAUCUCAUAACAGAAGUUGGCGUGACGCCUCACAACUUCAGGCAAGGCUGCAACGCACCUUCGUUUGAAAGUGCGUAUUCUUCAGUCAUCCAGGACUUAAAACGAAGACGAUAUGACCAGUGGAAGCCCAAAGUCACAGUGAAGCUUGUUCGCGCAUACCUUAGUGGUAUUGACGAGCUCACUACCAUAAGACUGAUCUUACAAAAGAAGGUCGAGCUCUUCAAAAUCAUGCAGCUCGAUGUCAAAAGGUUUGAGACUGAAGACAAUCGCUUCCGCAAGACACCUGAUAAUGCCGAGGGAGAAUCAUCAAUGCAACGCUUGAUUUGGGCAAUGAAUACGGUGAAGUACCAGCAUGAAUGUUUCGAGAGACUCUUGAUUGAUUUAAAGCAAUCGAUGGAUGCCCUCUUCCAACUGCGUUCGAUCGAACAGAAUGAACUAGCGAUAAUUUCUGACAGCCAGAACAAAGCUAUUCUCGUCUUCACCAUCGUAACGGUCAUUUUUCUACCCCUCUCCUUUUUCACCUCCUACUACGGCAUGAACCUUACCGGCAUCGUCAACACUGACAAGACCGAACACUAUUUCUGGAAAGUCUGUGGCAGCGUCGCAUUUCUUAUUGUUCUGUUCACUGCCUUGGGAGCUUUCAGGCAUAAGCUGAGGACCCUGCUUAGACAUAGGAUCAUGAAAGCGCCUAGCGCAAUGGUUUGA
Messenger RNA from Letharia columbiana, 2067 nucleotides. RefSeq lists its product as uncharacterized. Gene Ontology annotation, biological process: metal ion transport; transmembrane transport. NCBI's taxonomy places the organism in Eukaryota, Fungi, Ascomycota, Lecanoromycetes, Lecanorales, Parmeliaceae. Gene Ontology annotation, cellular component: membrane. Gene Ontology annotation, molecular function: magnesium ion transmembrane transporter activity; cobalt ion binding; cobalt ion transmembrane transporter activity. The record is from RefSeq and is a predicted model, not a curated record. The transcript is spliced from 3 exons. The coding region runs from base 1 to 2067 and encodes 688 amino acids.